AUGGCAUCGACAAUGCAGGCGAUUGCAUACACAAACUACGGCGGGCCCGAGAUGACUGAAGCCAUGUCGUUACCCAUCCCCAAGCCUGGGGCAGGCGAGAUCCUUGUGCGCGUCGCAGCCGGCGGACUCAACCCGGUCGACAAGCUCCAGCGCGUAGGGACGUUCAAGGCCUUUUUGCCAUACACUUUCCCGGCAAUCGCCGGCAACGAGUUCUCGGGCGUUGUCACCCAACUCGGUGACGGUGUGACUCGCUUCGCCGUGGGGGACGCAGUGGUCUGCCGUGUGGAGAAAACGGCGAUGCGAGCGUUUGCCGAGUACACGACCAUGCCGGCCGACAUUUGCGCCAAAGCGCCCACGUCCAUUCCUCUCACAGAGGCGGCUGGGCUCCCACUCGCCGCUCUCACCUCCCAACAAUGCCUCGACCUCCUUGACGUCAAGGCAGGCGACCGACUGUUGAUUACGGGCGGCGCAGGCGGCGUCGGCCAGUUUGCGAUCCAGCUGGCCAAGCUGCGCGGCGCACAUGUUUCGACGACUGCCAGCGACGCUGGCAAGCCGUACGUCCUCAAAGCUGGAGCCGACGAGGUCAUCAACUACCACACGACCAAGCUCGUCGACUUGCCUGACAAGUUUGACAAGGUCUUGGACGCGGCUGGCGGCGAAGACGCGCUUGCAAGCGACGUUGUGCCCUCUCUCAAGAGGGGCGGACGCAUCGUCUCCAUCGCUGGACCCCCAUCGCCCGGGUGCUUUGACCAGCUCCUCUCUUGGUGGAUGAGGCCAAUCAUCAACCUCGUGCUCUGGGCCAAGUCGCGGACCUUCCUUAACGCAGCCGCCGCCUUAGGCGUCGAGUACCAGUUCCUCUUCAUGAUGCCCGACGGUGACCAGCUCGCCAAGCUCGUGUCCCUCGUCGACAACGGCAAGCUGGUCGUCAACAUGGACUCGCAGUUCAAGUUGGCCGACUUUAAGCAGGCGUUUGAGCGACUCGAGUCUGGCCGGUCCAAGGGCAAGAUCGUGGUCGAGUUUGCAGGGGCCCAGUAG
This is a messenger RNA of Cutaneotrichosporon cavernicola, 1035 nucleotides long. RefSeq lists its product as uncharacterized. Lineage: Eukaryota; Fungi; Basidiomycota; Tremellomycetes; Trichosporonales; Trichosporonaceae. The record is from RefSeq and is a predicted model, not a curated record. Gene Ontology annotation, molecular function: oxidoreductase activity; zinc ion binding. The transcript has a single exon. The coding region runs from base 1 to 1035 and encodes 344 amino acids.